This is a messenger RNA of Tribolium castaneum (red flour beetle), 1250 nucleotides long. Its product is annotated as p21-activated protein kinase-interacting protein 1-like. The record is from RefSeq and is a predicted model, not a curated record. NCBI's taxonomy places the organism in Eukaryota, Metazoa, Arthropoda, Insecta, Coleoptera, Tenebrionidae. The coding region runs from base 87 to 1196 and encodes 369 amino acids. The transcript has 2 exons. Gene Ontology annotation, molecular function: protein binding.
CUGUUUUUAAAGCAUCAUAAUUCAUAACCUCACUUUUGACAGUAACAUAACCUCAUUGUCACAUGUGUUUUUAAAGGGUGCCAAAAAUGGUGAAAGCACCGUCGUUUGAGGUAAUAGCGGGCAGCUAUGAGGAGUUUCUCCUGGGGUACAACUUCUCGUCAAAGGAAAACCAACUAGUUCAAAGCUUUGCGGCUCACGAUCACUCGGCAAGCGUCCGCUGCGUGGCCCUGUCAGGCCCCUAUUUGGCGUCAGGGGGCGCCGACGACCGUAUUUUUAUCUACGACUUGAAGUCGCGUAAACAACACUGCACCCUAACCCACCACGAUGCCACAAUAACAUGCCUCCAGUUCACCGAAAAUCACUCACAUUUAAUAAGCGGCAGUUCGGACGGGGUUUUGGCCAUUGUGAGGGUUGGGAACUGGCAGUUGGAGAAAGUUUGGGAAAAAGCACACAAGGGGGCCGCUAUUUUGGACAUUGCUGUGCACAAUUCAGGCAAGUUGGCGUUGAGUUUGGGGGCGGAUUGCCACUUGUGUACCUGGAAUCUGGUCAAGGGGCGUCAGGCCUACGUCAUCAAUUUGAGCAACAAAUGUAAAAAUGCCAGAAGUUUGGAGAGGAUUUCGUGGGCCCCUGAUGAGGUCCGCUUUUUGUUGUAUGGGGGCAAGUUUACGGAAAUUUGGAGUAUUGAGACUGGGGGUGUGUUGAAACAGGUGGAGCACGGGGAAAAGGUGACAGCGUGUGUCUGGUUAAGUGAUUCAGUUUUGUUAGUGGGGCACGAGAAUGGGGAAGUUUCCGUCUUGAACCUCGAAGACAAUAGUACAGAAGUGUUCAAAGCACAUGGGUCUAGAAUCAAAGGAAUUGCUUUGUAUAAGAAGAAGAUUAUCACUAUUUCGAGUGGUGGAGAAAUUAAAGUUUGGAAUAAAGAUUUUGAAGAGUUGGCAGUGAUUGAAAGUGGGUGUCGGCUCACUUGUCUCUGCGUGGUGCCCCCUGUUAAGGUCAAAAGUGAAGAAAAUACAAACGAAGAAAGUGUCUCUCAGACAAAUACGGAAGUUACGGAAAAUAAGAAAAUUGUAAAGGCGCAAGUGGUUGAGGAAAUUGAAGAUAAUGAUGAAGAAAUUCAAGUGAGGAAAAGUAAAAAGAAGAAGGUUGUUUUGGAGGGUCAUGAACAAAGGGUGAAGAAAAAGAAGAAAAAGACGUAACUGUUUAACGUUAAUUGUAACAAUUAUUCCGUAAAUAUACAAUAAGCAAACAAA